CCGCUCGCACUGCGCGACUCUGGUUCGCGUGCGCGGCGCUCGCUGCUGCACUGGCACUGCUGACUGAACCAUUGCUGGGCUGCUGCGGGGACGUGCUAACCGCGAAUUCGCUUAGUGGCUCCCACACCGCGCAGCUUUUUGCCGUGACAUCUAUCGCUGCGAAGGACUCUGCACCGCGCACCACAGGCCGCCGCCGCCCUGCCAAUUUCGAGACUCCCAGCGACGGACUCGCGACCCCGCUGCCCAGCAUGGCGCCCCCUCCGCACAGCAAGCCCGAGAACACUCUCAAACGCGCCCAAGAGCUCAUCGGCGUCAACCAGCAGCAGGCCGCCCUGCAGCUGCUGCACGAGCAUGUCACCUCCAAGCGCACCCGCAACAGCCCCAUCGCCUCGCUGGAGCCCGUCAUGGUGCUCUUCGUCGAGCUCUGCGUCGACCUGCGCAAGGGCAAGCUCGCCAAGGACGGCCUCUACCAGUACAAGAACACCGCCCAGAACACCAACGUCGGCACCAUCGAGACCGUCUUCAAGAAGUUCAUCGAGCUCGCCGAGAACAAGGUCACCGAGGCCCAGGCCAAGGCCGACGACGUGCAGUCGUCGCUCGAGGGCACCGCCGACGCCGGCGAGGCCAAGAACAUUGAGGACCUGGAGGCCUCUGAGACGCCCGAGUCCAUCCUGCUGUCCACCGUCUCCGGCGAGCAGGCCCGCGACCGCACCGACCGCGCCAUCGUCACCCCGUGGCUGAAGUUCCUGUGGGAGACGUACCGCACCGUGCUCGACAUCUUCAAGAACAACGCCCGCCUGGAGCUCAUGUACCAGUCGACCGCCCACCAGGCCUUCCAGUUCUGCUCCAAGUACGCCCGCAAGACCGAGUUCCGCCGUCUCUGCGAGCUGCUGCGCAACCAUCUGCAGAAUGCCGCCAAGUUCUCCUCGCAGAUGCACGCCAUCAACCUGUCCGACCCCGACACCCUGCAGCGCCACCUCGACACCCGCUUCCAGCAGCUGAACGUCGCCGUCGAGCUCGAGCUGUGGCAGGAGGCCUUCAGGAGCGUCGAGGACAUCCACACCCUGCUCAGCCUGAGCAAGCGCCCCGCCAAGAACGUCAUGAUGGCCAACUACUUCGAGAAGCUCACACGCAUCUUCCUGGUCAGCGAGAACUACCUGUUCCACGCUGCCGCAUGGAGCCGUUACUACAACCUGCUCCGCCAGUCCGCCGCUGCCGUUGCCUCCGGACAGGGCCUGAAGAAGGACAACCCAGCCGUCACCGAGGCCGACAUGACCAAGGCCGCUUCGUUCGUCCUCCUGUCUGCGCUCUCGAUUCCCGUCAUCAGCACAUCGCGCUCUCGCGGCGCCCUUGUCGAUGCCGACGCGGCCAGGAACAACAAGAACUCGCGUCUCACCAACCUGCUCGGCAUGAACCAGGCACCCACCCGAGCCAUUCUGUUCAAGGAUGCGCUCAGCAAGGGCCUGCUCAAGCGUGCCCGCCCCGAGAUCCGUGACCUCUACAACAUCCUCGAGGUCGACUUCCACCCCCUGUCCAUCUGCAAGAAGAUCUCCCCCAUUCUUGCGCAGAUUGGCGCUGAUGAGGAGAUGAAGAAGUACGUCGGCCCGCUCCAGCAGGUCAUCCUCACCCGUCUCUUCCAGCAGCUGUCUCAGGUCUACGACUCGGUGCAGAUCAAGUUUGUGCUUGAGCUGGCCCAGUUCCCUGAGCCCUUUGGUGUCAGCAAGGGCACCAUUGAGAAGUUCAUCAUGAACGGUUGCAAGAAGGGCGAUCUUGCCAUUCGCAUUGACCACGCCGCUGGCGUGCUCACCUUUGACUCUGAUGUCUUCUCUUCCGCAAAGGCCAUGCACACUGGCUCCAAUGCCGGCUCAGCCGAGAGUGAGACUCGCUCCGUCCAGCGUCUGCAAAGCACACCCGCUGAGAUUGUCCGAUCUCAGCUCACACGCCUUGCCAAGUCGCUCUUUGUCACAUGCCAGUACGUUGACCCUUCGUUCAACGCCGAGCGCAUCAGGCAGAAGGAGGCUGCUCUCGCCCGCGCCAAGGAGGGUGCCGAGCAGGAGCACCAGGAGACUAUUGCUCGUCGUGAGAUCAUCUCGCAGAAGAAGGAGGCUGCCGCAAAGGCACUCCAGGCUAAGGAGACCGAGGAGCAGAGCAAGAGGGCUCUUCGCGCGCAGCAGAUCAAGGAAGAGGAGACUCGCCGUCUUGCUGAGGAGCAGCGCCAGCGCGCUGAACAGCGCAUCAAGGCUGAGCAACAGCGUAUUCAGCGUGAGGAGAUUGAGAAGCAGCUUAAGGAGCUGAAGGCUACUACCAAGGUCGACAUUGACCUGCCGGAGAACCUUGAGGAUCUCGACUCCACCAGAAUCCGUAUCCUCAAGCUGCAGGCUCUUGAGAAGGAGAAGGCCGUGCUUGCCGAGACUCUUCGCAUCACCGGCAAGCGCAUUGACCACUUGGAGCGUGCUUACCGCAAGGAGGAGAUCAAGCACCUCAAGGAGGACUACGAGAAGCAGCAGAAGGCCGAUGAGGUGGCUUAUGAGAAGGCCAAGGUUGAGGAGCUCAAGGAAGCCGAGGAGAAGCACAAGGAAGACGUUGCCCUCAAGCACCGCCUGUCACGACUUGUGCCAGUCUACGCUGACUUUGUCAACACGGUGAAGAGCAACCGCAAGGCUGAGUUCGAGAAGCGCUCGAGGGCUGCACAGAAGGACCUUGAGGCCAAGAAGCUUGCUCGCGUCAAGGAAGUCAAGGAGAGACUUGCCAGAGAGAGGCGUGAGCGUGAGGAGGCUGAGCGAAGACAAAGAGAGGAGGAGGAGCGUGAGGCUGCUGAGGCUGAGGCUAAGGCUGCUGAGGAUGAGGCCAGGCGCGCGAGGAUGGCCGAAGAGAAGGCCAAGCGUGACGAGGAGCGCAAGGCCCUCGAUGAGACCGCACGCAUCCAGCGUGAGCGUGAAGAGGCUGCCGAGGCCAAGCUCCAGGCACGCAAGGCUGGUGGCUUCCGCUCCGAAGUUCCAGACCGCACAUUCUCUCGUGGUGCACCCGCCGCUGCGGAGCCCGAGAGCCGUGGUGGACCACCCCGUCUCGCCCUCGCUGGUGGCAAGCCUUCGUGGCGUGACCGUAUGGCCGCGAAGACUGAAGGGGGUGCUCCUGCUGCUCAGGAUGCUCCUGAGGCUGCUCCUGCCCCCACUCCCGCUGCCGCCCCUGCUGCUGCUCCCCCUGCUGCUGCUCCUCCUGCUUCUCAAGCAGCACCCACACGCAGCGGCUAUGUUCCCCCUCACCUCCGUGGCGCUGGCGGUAGCGCUCCUGGCGGUGGCUGGAGAGAACGCGAGGCCGCAGGACGUGACACACCUCCUCGCGCAGACUCCGGCUCUCCUGCUGCUGGUGGCCGCUACGAGGCUCCCCGCCGCGGUUUCGGUGAAGACCGCAAGGCGUCGCCCGCAACAGGCGGCCGCUGGGAAGCCCCUGCUCGCCGUCCCGCAGAGCGUGAGCCCGAGUCGCGUCCUCCUCCCGCUGGUGCGGGUGAUGGCAAGUACAGGCCCGGUGCCUUCAGGCGCACUGAGCAGUAGAGUGUGGUUAUAUUAGAUAUGAUUGAUGCCUCUGAGUCAUGUGAAAAGGUUUGGCGGUAUAUAGGGAGUUUUGCUCUGCUUUUCUCGGCUCGGUGGUCGGGAUCAUUCAACGUCUUAGCCAGGUUUCCAAAAUGCAUUUUCACCGGUUCUACGAACAUCACACAAGUUUACAGCUCUCUUGGUGAGCGUCUUCUCAUUCCAGUUUUCGUGACGUACGUGCGGCACCUCUCACGUUGCAAGAUAAACGGCGGUUUGAGGAUGUGAGCCAAGUCUACUACGCAACAACAAUGUAAAAAGCUUUCGUAGACUGCUUCUGCCUAUAAUAUAGGAACUGCUU
Molecule: messenger RNA, 3888 nt
Organism: Boeremia exigua
Lineage: Eukaryota; Fungi; Ascomycota; Dothideomycetes; Pleosporales; Didymellaceae
Exons: 3
Coding region: 249-3551 (1100 amino acids)
Biological process (GO): translation reinitiation; formation of cytoplasmic translation initiation complex
Cellular component (GO): eukaryotic translation initiation factor 3 complex, eIF3e; multi-eIF complex; eukaryotic translation initiation factor 3 complex, eIF3m
Molecular function (GO): mRNA binding; translation initiation factor activity
Source: RefSeq, a predicted model, not a curated record